AUGGCAACAGAAGUUACUUUUUGCGACCCCUUAAAUACAACUUGCCCUUGUACAAACCCAAAUUCCUUGGCAACGAUUGCAGGAUGCUUAUACAGUGUGGGGCAUACGUCAGAAAAAAGUUGGUCACCCAUUAUACAAACUUGUGCUUAUAGCAAUGUCACCCUUGAUGACGAUUGGUUUGACACGGCUCUUGAAGAUUAUAAACAAAAUGCCAAAUCUGCUAGUGAGAUUGAAAAUUUUAAUAUGUCGGUACCUAUUGAUGUUCCUUUUAUCUUGAACAAAUCCAAUACUGCGGUUUACCAAGAGUCUUAUAAGAGGUUUUACAAUAACCUUUACGAUGCAAUUGAUUAUGGUGCUGGUUUCUUGGGAUACUGGUUGUUAGUGUUGCUUUUGGGGGCAAUUUUCAACUGGAUGAAAUUCUUGUUUCCAGGGCUUACAAAGAAAAUGACUGGCCCUGUAAUUAACUUUUGGAGAUCAAAUGUAGCAAUACCGGCUACAUUUAGAAAGAAAAAGUCACAAGAACAACAAUUUUUGAAAAUAUUCAGUUUCUUGAUUCCAUCAAGAUUUGAAUCGUUGGUGAUUUUCUUGUUUUAUUGUGUGGUAAUUUGGCUUAAUGCUAUAAACUUGAAAGGAAUGCACGGUGACGUUGUUUUUGAAUCUAAAUAUCAAGCUGAGAUUAGAUACGUCGCUGAUAGAACU
Molecule: messenger RNA, 699 nt
Organism: Lodderomyces orthopsilosis Co 90-125
Lineage: Eukaryota; Fungi; Ascomycota; Pichiomycetes; Serinales; Debaryomycetaceae
Exons: 1
Biological process (GO): iron ion transport; intracellular iron ion homeostasis; copper ion import
Cellular component (GO): plasma membrane
Molecular function (GO): ferric-chelate reductase activity
Source: RefSeq, a predicted model, not a curated record